AAUGUAUGAAAGUGGGAGUGCUGAGGCUACCCGGCACACACAGAUAGACACAAACUAUACAACCGAUUUCAUUGUAUGAGUGUGGGAGGUGUGUGAGAGAAAUUUAGUUUGUAAUUGUAUGUACUUCAUGUUUUAAAAUUGAAUGGUAGCUCGCUUUGUGUUCUCGUGAAACAAGUACGAUUACUGGUAUAGGCAAGUUUUAAAUAAAAGAGUCAGCUUGCUUGCUAGGGAGCUACGAACUAGCUAGCUGGCUACAACGCAAACUGUAAUAAAGAGAAUUGGACUUAGGGGUAAAACAAAAGAAUAUAAACUUUGCAGGUUGCCACUGGACGAAGACAUAACGGAGAGGCAUCGUUAAAGAAAGGAAGCCAUGCCGUCAGUAAUGGAGAAGAGUGGGUCAGGUGUUCUGUCUCGAAGCAGAGCUAAGAGUGUUACCAAUGGCAACAGCCAGCAUUCUGAGGAGGACAGCAGUGGCGAGGAACACACACACGACAGCAUGAUUCGAGUUGGAGGGGACUAUCAAGCUCAGAUUCCAGAAUUCAAACCUGACAAUCCUGCUCGCCUCAGUGGAAAGGAUCAGAGGAGCAUGUUAGUCUGGUCCCCCAGCUCCGUGGUAUCUGAUGCAAAGUUGGAUGAAUAUAUUCUGAUGGCGAAGGAGAGACAUGGAUACAACAUGGAACAGGCCUUGGGAAUGCUGCUUUGGCACAAGCAUGAUGUGGAGAAGUCCCUGGCUGAUCUGGCCAACUUCACACCCUUCCCAGAGGAGUGGACAGUGGAGGACAAGGUGCUGUUCGAGCAGGCCUUCAGCUUCCAUGGCAAGAGCUUCCACCGAAUCCAGCAGAUGCUGCCGGACAAGCUGAUCUCAAGCUUAGUGAAGUACUAUUACUCUUGGAAGAAAACAAGGACCCGUACCAGCGUGAUGGACAGACAGGCCCGACGGCUGGUGAGCAAGAGGGAGAAGGACGACAGUAAUGAUGAGAUGGAAGAAGGAGAUGCAGGGAGCGACAGCGACUUUGAAGUGGACACUAAAAAAGAGGCUCCGAAGCAGAGUACCAGCAGUGGAGGGGGAGGGGAGAAGGGGAGUUCUGGAAGGUGUGGUCCAGUUAGAAAGGAGAACCAGGGGUCACAGUACCGACAUCAUCCUCUCCGGGCUCGUCGACGUCCCCCAAAAGGAAUGUACCUGAUCCAGGAAGAUAUCACAUGCCUGUCUACGUCCCCCGAGACGGGGACUGUGUCCCUCAGGCAGCUGGACAUGCAGCUGGUGUCUUUAAAGAGACAGGUGCAGAGCAUCAAGCAGGUUAACAGCAGCCUCAAGCAAGGACUGGAAGGAGGAAUCGACGCCCUGCGGCCAUGCGAGCCAACCCCCAAGAUUAACUCCCGCUGGGCUACGGAGGAGCAGCUGCUGGCUGUGCAGGCUAUCAGACGUUACGGCAAAGACCUGGCAGCCAUCGCCGAGGUCAUCGGGAACAAGACGGCGUCCCAGGUGAGCUCCUUCUUCGCCAGCUACCGGCGGCGUUUCAAUCUGGACGAGGUGCUGCGGGAGUGGCAGGCAGAGCAGGAGGUGCAGGCCGGGACCACCGAGGAGGCCAAGGGAGCGGCAGGAGGGGUGUUGGGGAGCACUGAGGAUGAGGAGGUGCGGAUCAGUGGCGCUCCCCUUCCUUCUCCUCCAUCCAUGGGCAGCAGUACCAACACCAACUCAAACUCCAACCAAACUCCACCUCCUCUAUCUCAACCACCCCCGUUGCUGCGCCCUGGGCCUCCCCCAGCCACUCCCAGCUUACUCCGCCAGCCCCCUCCCCUGCAGACUCGCCCCUUGCAAACCCGCACCCCUCACAACCACCCCCCUCCACCUCUCAUUCGGCCUGCCAUCAACUCCACCCUCCACCGAAACUCCAGCAUCAGUUCAUCUCCCUCCACGAUCACCCAGAUACCACCCUCCCUGGUGGGACUAAAAGUAGAACCCUCACACUCUCACUGACGGGAGGGGGGGGGUGAGGAGAGGGCGGGGGGGUUUACACAUGGCCAUUAUAGAGAUGGGCAUUUUGAGUGACAGCAGACCAUCACACACAUUGGUCUUAUGGUAACUAGUGCAUAGUCAUCCCUCUACCUCUUCCCCCACAUGGACAACACAGCCAUCCAGGAUCUGCACCACAUAAGUCCUUCUGAACCGCUGCCCACCCCUCCAAUGAAGACAAACUAUAGCUGCAGGCCCGGCUAAGACUUCCAUUACUGCUGCCUGGGGCAAAUGGAACACACCCACUUUUUUUGUUUUUUCUUGUACCCCCCCCCCACCCCCCCCCGGCAGCCAUAUGUUCACAGGUUCCGUUAACUGUCCCGUUGCUGUGAAAAUAACAAAAAAAAAAAAAAAACCUGAAAACAGAAGUAUACACUGGAUUGUAGAAGGCAGGAUUGGCCUCCGCUUGUUGCCAUGGCAACAUCAGAACCCUUCCGCGGGCAGGAUUCCUGAGACGGAGGAGCACUGUGAAUGUUGGGAUGUUAAUCAAAGUGAAAGGAAAGGAGGAUCAGUUUCAUCUAGAUAAACAUUAAGUAGCUCUGUGCCGUUCCCAGUGCACUGGGGGAAAAGGCAUUAGAAACGUUCUCUACCUUUUUUAGAUAAUGUAGGAAUAAACAAAAGCACUACUCUACUACCUGAUCCAAACACUGACACACUAAACUCGCAAUCAUGCACAAACACUUCUGCUGUCAAACACUGAUGUGAUGAAUCGCAGUAAGCAUACAGCAUUAGUUACCUUUUUACAUUUUUGUGAAGGUGUGUAUGUGAAUUGUAUACGUUAGACUGGAAUUGUUUGUGAUCUUUUUAUAUAUAGAAUAAAGCUAAAUUUGCAUUGUU
Brienomyrus brachyistius is the source of this 2851-nucleotide messenger RNA. RefSeq names its product REST corepressor 2 (gene rcor2). Lineage: Eukaryota; Metazoa; Chordata; Actinopteri; Osteoglossiformes; Mormyridae. Gene Ontology annotation, biological process: negative regulation of DNA-templated transcription; regulation of transcription by RNA polymerase II. Gene Ontology annotation, molecular function: transcription corepressor activity. The record is from RefSeq and is a predicted model, not a curated record. The coding region runs from base 371 to 1978 and encodes 535 amino acids. Gene Ontology annotation, cellular component: transcription regulator complex; histone deacetylase complex. The transcript has 13 exons.